Molecule: messenger RNA, 3301 nt
Organism: Lethenteron reissneri (Far Eastern brook lamprey)
Lineage: Eukaryota; Metazoa; Chordata; Hyperoartia; Petromyzontiformes; Petromyzontidae
Gene: NOP14
Product: NOP14 nucleolar protein
Biological process (GO): maturation of SSU-rRNA
Cellular component (GO): Noc4p-Nop14p complex; small-subunit processome; nucleolus
Source: RefSeq, a predicted model, not a curated record
CCUGACCUCUCGUGCACUGUCAUGGCGGCUCGCUAGCGGUGCGCACGUGCGGAUUGGAGAGCGGAGCGAGGAGCCAGCGGCGACUUGCCUCCACGCGGAGACCCUCUCGAGUCGUCGCGGCUCCACACAGACACCCCCCCCGCUCGAGUCGGUGAGGCGCCAAAGCUCUACACACAGAGACGCGACUCGGAGAGACUCUACCCCGAGACCCCACUCGAGUCGCCGACCGUGCUCAUCGAGGGUGGUGUCUGCAGCGCUGAGCCGGCGCCAUGGGGAAGGCCAAGCCCAAGCGGAACUUGGCAGACAAGGUCCGGCGCACGAAGAAGACGGUCGACGUGCGAGCCAACCCGUUCGAGGUGAAGAUCAACCGGCAGAAGUUCUCCGUCAUUGGGCGCAAGCCGAAGCACGACCGCGGCCUCCCCGGCGUGUCCCGCUCCAAAUCCAUAAAGAAGCGCAUGGGGACGCUGCUGCAGGAGCACAAGCAGAAGAACAAGAGCAACGUGUUCGUGGACCGGCGCAUCGGAGAGAAUGACGCGUCCAUCAGCCUCGAGGACAAGAUGUUGCAGCGCUUCGCCAAGGAGCGGCAGCGCCAGCACACACGAGAGAACGUGUUUGCGCUGCACGAGGCGGAUGAUGAGGAGCAGCUCACGCACUACGGGCAGUCUCUGGCGGACGUGCAGGCGCUCGGGGACGCCCCCGACAGCGACAGCGACACGGGCGACCGCGGCCUCCUGUCAGCGGAAUUCACGGAGGCGCACUUUGGCGGCGGAGGGGGCCUGCUGCGGAGGAAGAAGGCUGCUGCUGCUGCUGCUCCGGUUGGGGAGGGCGAGGACGGUGGGGGCGGGGCGGCUGCCGAGGUGCCGCACCGCUCCCGCAAGGAGCUCAUCGAGGAGCUCAUCACCAAGUCCAAGAAGGAGAAGUUUGAGAGACAGAACGCCCGGGAGCAGACGCUGGAGCUCACCGAGAAGCUCGAUGCCGAUUGGAAGCUGAUCCAGUCGCUGCUGCCACACAAAUCGCCCAAGGCCCUGCGUGCCGAGGCUGAGGACGAUGCACCGCGGAUGGAGGCCUACGACGUGGCGGUGCGGGAGCUUGCCUUUGAGAUAAAGGCGCAACCGAGCGAGCGCCUCAAGACGGCGGAGGAGAUGGCGCGCGAGGAGGCCCAGCGACUGCAGCACCUAGAGGCGGCGAGGCUGCGGAGGAUGCGCGGGGCCUUUGAGGAGAAGGCGCAGAGCGAGAGGCCCAAGCACCUGUCGGCCGACGACCUCCACGACGGCUUCGAUGUGGACGACGAGCCCACGGCGCCGGCACUCGCCUACGAGGACGGCAAGCUGAAGACAGUGACCUGGGCCGACGAGGCGACCGCAGCCCACGGGGACAGCGAUGAGGAAGACGACCGCGGUGAAGAGAAGGGAGAGGAGGAUGAAGAGGAGGAGGAUGAUGAUGCUGAUGAUGAUAGCGAUGGUGAUGAUGACCACUCGGAUCUGGAGUCGGAUGAACAGGCUGGCUCUGAGGAAGACGACAAGGAGGAAGAGGAGGAGGAAAUGGAUAGUUUUGUGCUUAAGUUGGCUUUGAGUGUGGAUGGGGAGGAGGAGGAUGGGGAGGAGGAGGAUGGGGAGGACGAGGAUGGGGAGCCAGGUGGCCCGAUUGGGGAUGGGAGGCGGACGCAGGCCGUGCAGCAGCAGGCGGCGCCGUUGCUGCACGAGCGGAGGCAGGCGAUGGAGGCGGCGAGCAGGGAGAUGCCGUUCACCUUCCCGGUCCCCACGAGUGCGCAGGAGCUGCGGACGCUACUGGACGGGUACCGGCCCGAGCAGCGUGCGACCGUGCUGGCACGUGUCCAGGCCUGCACUCACCCCAGCCUGGCUGAGGGCAACAAAGCCAAGCUGGGCGUGCUGUGUGGGUUUGUGCUCGAGUACGUGGGCGAGCUGGCGCGGCGCUGCCCACCCGAUCUGCCCACCGUGGACCUCCUCAUCAGACCGCUGUACGACCUGGCUCGGCUGUGCCCGCGACAGGCGGGCAUCGACUUCCAGGCCGUCCUCGCCGCCGGCCAGAGCGAGCUCAGCCAGCACGGCCGCCCCCCCUCGCUGGACCAGCUCGUCUACCUCAAGCUCGUGUCACUCAUCUUCCCCACGUCCGACUUCCGGCACCCCGUGGUCACCCCUGCCACCGUCUACUUGAGCCAGAUCCUUUCCCAGUGUGCCGUGAGCAGUCUCCGUGCGGUGGGUGUCAGCCUCUUCGCGUGUCACCUCCUGCUGGAGUUUGUGCGGCUGUCCCAGCGCUUUGUGCCCGAGCUGCUUGUACACCUGCACGGGCUGCUGGUCCUGGCGCUGCCACCGCACGCGACACCAGGCGUGCGCGCGGUUCCUCCAUUCCGUGCCGGCGUGCGCGGGAGGGGGCUGCUGGUGGUGCGUGACGCCGCCUCCUUGGCCUCAUGGAGCCAGGCGCCGCUCUCGCUCAGCGCUGUCAUCCAGCUGCAGCGCGAAGACGCCGCUACCGCCGCCACCGCCGCUCCUGCCAACAUCACCACCGUCGCCACCGAUCCCGAGGCCGCCACCGCAGCAGUCGCUGCGGUGGCAACCGCAGCGACAGCCACGCACGACCACUUCCGGAUCUCUGCAGUGGGGCUGUGCCUGGAGCUGGUGCAGGAGUGCGUGCGUGCAUAUGCGCAAUUGCCCUCGCGCACGCCGGCCUUCCAGCCGCUCCGUGAGCUCCUGGGAACGCACCUCGACCUGAGCAACUACCCUCCCAGCUUCCAGGCCAUGGUGGAGGAGAUCAAGGCGGACCUGGACGCUCCGCAAACGCUCACCCUGCUCAAGUUUGAGAAGAGCCGGCCGCAGCCCCUCAAGAUGUUCCAGCCCAAAGUGGAGCAAGUGCUGGAGUUUGGCAGGAAGAAGGCGGGGAGCAGGCCCGAGAAGGACCGCAAGCGCCUCGUGGCGCAGCACAAGAAGGAGUGGAAGGGCGCCGUGCGCGAAAUCCGCAGGGACACGCAGUUCUUGGCGCGACAGCAGCUGAAGGAGCAGAUGGACAGAGACUCGGAGCGCAAGCGCAAGGUGAAGGAGCUGCACCACCUGCUGGCCACGCAGGAGGGCGAGUGGAAAGCGCUCAAGCGCAAGAAGAUGAAGGCCUGAGGGGGAGGCGCCGUUGUCUCACUCGCACCACGACCUUGCGCCCCGUCUCCGACUUGUUAUGAAGCUUUCACUUUUGGUUUCCCCCGGUGACCAAUAUUUUGUGAAUGCGCAUGUGUACAGGUAUACGUCGUGUAUUUGUAAUGUCUUAUUUACCAAAAUAAAGGACCUUGUUCCAA